GCGCGCGCUAUGCCUGAUGAUCUCGAGAGACGGACAGACGGAGCUGAGCUGAGCGCUGAACUUGAGACCGUGUCUCAGUCACGCCUCAAGUCCCUCUCACUUUUCUCCAUAUUAUUAUCAAGCUAUAAGCAGUUUAUUUUGAUUUACCGCCUUCGGAUUACAUUGAAGAUUAAAAAGUAUCCAGAAUUUCUCUCCCGAGGUGCGUGAGAGACUGCGCAAUAGAGGAACGUUGAACUCAAUUCAACAUGUCAAUUUUACCGUUUACUCCGCCGAUCGUGAAGAGGUUGCUGGGCUGGAAGAAGGGAGAGCAGAACGGACAGGAGGAGAAAUGGUGCGAAAAGGCCGUGAAGAGUCUGGUGAAGAAGCUGAAGAAGACGGGACAGCUGGACGAGCUGGAGAAAGCCAUCACAACUCAGAAUGUCAACACCAAGUGUAUUACCAUACCACGAUCACUAGAUGGUCGGUUGCAAGUAUCUCAUAGGAAAGGACUCCCUCAUGUGAUCUACUGUCGUCUGUGGCGCUGGCCUGACCUGCAGUCACAUCAUGAGCUCAGAGCCGUUGAACUCUGCGAGUUUGCCUUUCACACGAAAAAGGACGAGGUCUGCGUCAAUCCCUACCACUACCAGCGGGUCGAGACACCAGUUCUUCCUCCAGUGUUGGUGCCUCGUCAUACUGAAAUCCCCAGCGAGUUCCCUCCUCUAGAUGACUACAGUCACUCCAUCCCAGAAAACACCAUUUUUCCUGCUGGCAUCGAACCCCAGAGCAACUACAUACCAGAGACGCCCCCUCCAGGCUACAUCAGUGAGGAUGGAGAGACCAGUGAUCAUCAGAUGAACCGCAGCAUGGACACAGGGUCUCCAAACCUGUCACCGAACCCCGUGUCUCCUGCCCACAACAACUUAGAUCUACAGCCAGUGACAUACUGUGAACCAGCGUUCUGGUGCUCUAUCUCAUACUAUGAGCUGAACCAGAGAGUCGGUGAAACGUUCCAUGCCUCCCAGCCCUCUUUAACAGUAGACGGCUUCACAGACCCGUCCAACUCUGAGCGCUUCUGCCUGGGCCUGCUGUCCAAUGUGAACCGCAACGCUGCUGUGGAGCUCACGCGCAGGCACAUUGGCCGAGGUGUGCGUUUGUACUACAUUGGUGGUGAAGUGUUUGCAGAGUGUCUAAGUGACAGCGCCAUCUUUGUUCAGAGUCCCAACUGUAACCAACGUUAUGGCUGGCACCCCGCCACUGUUUGCAAGAUCCCACCUGGCUGUAAUCUGAAGAUCUUUAAUAACCAGGAGUUUGCAGCUCUGUUGGCCCAGUCUGUGAAUCAGGGCUUUGAGGCCGUGUACCAGCUCACCCGCAUGUGCACCAUUCGCAUGAGCUUCGUGAAGGGCUGGGGAGCCGAGUACAGGCGGCAGACAGUGACUAGCACCCCCUGCUGGAUAGAACUGCACCUGAACGGUCCUCUGCAGUGGCUGGACAAAGUGCUCACUCAGAUGGGCUCCCCCUCCAUCCGCUGCUCCAGUGUGUCAUAGGAAAAACGCUCCAUAUACAAACCACCAGAUCUGGGAAAAAAGUUCCUUCAGGAGUCGAUGGCUGAACACCUUCAUACCUGCCAACUAAUUGGGUUCCACAGACUCGGUAGCACUUUCAUGUUGGAGGAGUGUAUUACAGUAUGUGUAUAUACUCGUUUUUAUGUUAUUGGUAGCCAUUUUUAUUGCCAUUAUUGACAUAAAAUAUUGCCAUUUAUGACAUAUUUAGUUAUAUACUGUUGCACGUGUAUGUAAGAUCUCUCCUCUGUUGUGUCCAUUAUGAUUCUGUUAUGUUAGGUACAUUUUUACCAUAACAGAGGCUUGUUUUUUUAAGAGACAUGAAAAAAGUGCUUUUUUGUAAAGUGAAUAUAUUAAGUUUUUCAAAUAUCAGUUAAACUGUAUUUUUGAUUUUUUUUUGGUUUGAUCAAACUGAAACUUUCCCCAUGUCAUAAUGUUAUGUAGUACAUAUCAAGAGGUUUUGACCUUCCUCAUGAGAAAGAAACAGGAUGUCUUUGACUAAGCGGUGUGUUCAGACAUUGAAAACUCAAAUUAAUAUUGUUUUUCAGGUUUCCCCAAAACAUUACAUUUCCAUAUCCCGUUUUGUCCUAGCCAGUGAAAUGUGCUGGACAGCACUUUAAAAAAAGCUCUUCACCUUUUUAAAAUUCCCUAAACAGAAUACUAUAUAACAAACUUCAUAUGUGUACAUAACAGUUUAUGUAACACUUGUGAACGUGUUUUCUAUGCUUCACAAUAUCUAAGGUUGUUGAAAUGUUAGGGGAUUUUGUCAUUGUACAGGUUCUGAAAGCCUGAUACUACUCCUACAGCAGAUUUCCAGUUGUAGUGUUUUUCAUCUCUUAACCCGGACUCGUGUGUGUGUG
Molecule: messenger RNA, 2398 nt
Organism: Rhinichthys klamathensis goyatoka
Lineage: Eukaryota; Metazoa; Chordata; Actinopteri; Cypriniformes; Leuciscidae
Gene: smad3a
Product: SMAD family member 3a
Exons: 9
Coding region: 246-1523 (425 amino acids)
Biological process (GO): regulation of transcription by RNA polymerase II; transforming growth factor beta receptor signaling pathway; BMP signaling pathway
Cellular component (GO): heteromeric SMAD protein complex
Molecular function (GO): I-SMAD binding; DNA-binding transcription factor activity, RNA polymerase II-specific; RNA polymerase II cis-regulatory region sequence-specific DNA binding
Source: RefSeq, a predicted model, not a curated record